Molecule: messenger RNA, 5188 nt
Organism: Schistocerca americana (American grasshopper)
Lineage: Eukaryota; Metazoa; Arthropoda; Insecta; Orthoptera; Acrididae
Product: solute carrier family 66 member 3
Exons: 4
Coding region: 200-820 (206 amino acids)
Source: RefSeq, a predicted model, not a curated record
UUAAUACAAACCGGCAAUGCGGUGUGAUUGUGAACUCGUUUGGCGGCAUUCUCAAGGACCAUUGUGUACCAGUCCUCCUUGAAAUGCAGCCAAAAGAUGCGAUGCGUAGUCGUUGUAUGUCACCUAUGUGUUAAGAACUUCUCCGAUAAACGUAAUAACGUAAGAUAAAUCGCGGUAAACAGAAGCGGCAAUAUUCAAGAUGGAAAUAUUAUACGUUAUAUCUGACGUCCUGAGUAUUAUAACCAUCACUUUGUGCCUUGUUUUGAAAAUACCACAAAUUUUAAAUUUGCUGAAAGUUAAGAGUGCUGUUGGCAUUAACCUGUAUGGAUUACUUUUGGAACUGACAAGCUAUACUAUUAUGGCAAGCUACAAUUUUUGUAACGAUUAUGCAUUGCUAUCGUACAUGGAAUAUCCAAUAAUUUUGGUGCAAGAAAUUAUUUUAAUUUAUUUGGUACUGAAGUAUAAGAAUAUGGUGAACACGCUGAGUUUCGCAAUAUUCGGGAUUUAUUUAGGAUUGACAUCGGCUUUUCUUACCGGCGUACUACCAAAGACGAUUUUGUCGAUUUUAGUCCCACUCUGUACUCCUGUCUCAGCCUCGAGUAAAGUUGUCCAACUACUGGAAAUUUUAAGAACUAAGAACGCAGCUUCCGUUAGCGUUUUGACCUGGUUUCUUUCCGCAUUUACUAAUCUCACACGUGUAUACACCAUCUUCCUAGAUUCGGCAGACAUUACACUUUUGUCGAAUUUUAUUAUAUCUGUGAUACUAAGCAGUUCUGUUAUGGUAGCUGCUAUUGUGUACAAGAAGCCAAAGACAUCUUAGACAGUAGUAAUUUUUCUAUGUAGUGUGCUGUUUUGAACAAUCUUAAUUCCUGCCAUAUGGAUUUGCUAUAAGCUUUUGUAGGUAAAUUAUCUAAGAAUCGGUUACCAACUCGGUGCUGACUGGACAUCACCAGAGUCAAAGCAAUUUGGCAAUAACACACUGCCUGACUGAUAGUAAUGAUGUAUAAUGCUUCCUUAGCAUUGCCAUUUUAGGAAGGACUCCACUUCCUGAGGAAGAAUGAGUUCCUUUCUCCUGUUUUUCUAGCUCUUGCUGUAUUAUGUAUGUAUGCUGUAACUUGAUACUUACUUCAUGAAGGAGGGGGCUGCUAGAAGUAGAUGUAAAUGAUCCCUGUCUCAUAGAUGGACUACUUUUCCUGUACAGGCAGCAUGUGAAACAAACAUGCGCCUCAAGUGUAAUUGCUACAGUUUACAAAGUACUUCCAUACACAGUGGCAGCUGGUGAUCAUGUGCUAAUGUGCUACAGCACACUAAACAUCACACUAAAAUUAUGCCUUUUCUCUUCAAAUGCUUGCCGGUCUGCUAAUGAAAUGGACAAAACCAUGUUUCGAGGCACACUCUCCAUGAUAACUGUAAACAGAAACCAGUGUCAAAAGUUGAAAUGAUGGUCAGUUGCACUACAAUAAACUCGGAGAAGGGGGAUACAGCUGUGUGUUUUUGACUGUGCAUUCUCUGAUGUGACAUCAUCCACUAAGGGUGUCUCAUUGCUCACAGCACCAGGUCAGUAUUUUUCUUUGAAAGUGCAUGUAAAAUCUUGUGCAAGAAACAUGGCAAAUUGUAUAGGUGAUCUGCUAAAAGAGGAAAUUUUUCUGUAGGUCUUUUGAGUAGAAAGUGAGAGAGAAUGAGUUAGGUAGGCCUACUCCAAAUUUAAAUCUAACAAGGGGAGGGCAUGGGAUGGAGGUCACUGAUUUGGCUCAAACUACAUGAAUAGAAGUCAGUAGAUGCCUCUUUAAAGUUCUAAACUAUUUCACCUGAAUGGGAUGUAGGAAAGGGUAAACAGUGUCUAAAGAUUGACAACUACAGUAUGAGGGAUUUCUGGGCAAUGGCUGUCAUAUCAGUGCCGUGGCGCAGUGGACAAGCACACUGACUGACAAUUUGUCAGCUCGGGUUUGAUUCCCACUGCUACCAUUUUUUUUGUUUUAUCACAUUCCUCGUAACAUUAAACUAUUAAUUAUAUAAUUUAAAUAUAUUUGUGCAGUUCAAUUUAUAUAAGUAAAAUUAAUGUAUUCAGUUCAGUUAUGAUUACCCUUGUAAGUCAAAAGGCUACAGGAGUUGUUAAAAACGAGAAUAUGUAGAAAUUUCAUAUGAAUUUGUAUGAAAAGAGUUGGAUCUUUGGGUGUGAUGUUCAUAAUGCACUCUUUUUGCUUUCCAUGGUUCUUAUUUGGGUACAGUGAUGGAUUGGGUGCAAGGGGAGUAAAAGGCAUAGGACGUACUAAUGCAUUAAUAAGAAAACAUAGCGGGAAUCAUUAAAUACUUAAUCUUAGAGCAUUAGGUACAGCUAAUGUCACAGCAAUAUCAAAUCACACCUAUCAUGACAACAUAGUGAAACACACUCUGUUUAUUUUUGUAAUAUUGUAUCAUAUUGGUAAAAUUUUUCCCGAGCUGCCACUGGGUUACCUGUGUAAGGUUAGCACUGAUCAGAAACUGUUAAGUAUUGGUGGACUUUAACUGGUUCCUCACCUCUGAGUAUACCUGUGAGAAGUGACAAGUUACAGUGUGCACAUAGUAAGUUAUUCUCAUUGGCAAUAUGUCAGUCAACUCGAAGCAGAAUUUGCAGUGUAAUAAAGCAGCAUCUGUUCACUCAAGAACUCCAUAAAAAGACAUUUGAUAGGCUGUGCUGUUUAGAUUUUACUGUAUGAUAUUUUUGUAUAAUCAGCCCAUUUGAUAAGGUGUUUUAUGAAUCUCCUUAUACGUUAACAUUGAUUUUAAGGCAUAUUGCAUCAUUAUGAUACUAGGGAAUCAUUCUAUUUUUCUUUACAAUUUCACAUUUAAGCUGAGGGGGCUAAUGGAUUAAUGAAGAAGUACGCACCAUAGCAUGCAAUCAAGUAGAUUCAUUUCUGUAUUUGGGAAUGACACCUCUCUCUCUCUCUCUCUCUCUCUCUCUCUCUCUCUCUGUGUGUGUGUGUGUGUGUGUGUGUGUGUGUGUGUGUGUGUGUGUGUGUGUAAGGUACCAAAAUGUUUCUGCCUGGAGCUAGAUUUAUACCCUGAUUCUCUUCAGAGAAUUGUGCAGUAUUUGAUAAAAGAUAAAAAGUUCAAAUAAUAUUCAAAUGACUUCAUUUCCCUAUGCAAACAGAAGAUUGGAAACUAGUUUGUAUAUUAAUGUGCUCUCAUUAACACUCCAUGCUCAUGCCACAUAGACAUGUAGGUCGUAGAUUACACUAACAUUGUGCUCGUCUUGUUAUUUUCACCUAAUACAGACUAACAGCACUUGGACAAUACCAAAGAGUACACCACACAAGAUUCUGAUAUGCAGUUUCCUUUUUAGAAAGUAGUUUGUUGACCAUGAGGUUCAUGUUUUCAUGUUGUCAGGUAGCUAUUAUAAUGAUCACUCCAGGGGAUAUUAUGGCUGUGACAGGCUGUACUGCUUUAUAAACAGUAUUUUCUUCAAAUGGUGGUGUGUUUCUUAACUCUUUGGCUCCAUAGUAAUCAAUGGCAAGAAACAGACGUUGUGCGGUUAAAAUCUUUUCUUCAGUUAUCAGUCUUUGCUGUAACAGUAUAAUGUAGUAGUAGCCGUAGGUGGAAAAUUUAUUUCUUUUUCUUUCAUUAAUCUGUGCUUAUGUUGUCAAUGUAUUAGGCAAUUUUAUUUUGUUUAUUACAUGAAAUACUGAAGCAUUCAUUACCACUGUUAAUUUUACCUCCAGAGUGUGCUUGAUAUGAUGCAAAAGAUUAGCCCAUUUUAUUUUAUUGCUGCACUGCAUGGAGAAGGUGGACCUUACUCCUGUCAGAACAUCCCUGGACUCCCCUAUGACAGUGUUUAUGGAAGAAUGAGUUUAUUUCCUCUAAUCCCCCCACUUCUCCCACGAGGAGUCAAGAAAACGUGCACACAUCAUCUUCUAUUUGCACAUUUCAACUUUAUUAGUAUAGUCAACAAUUAGUCAUGCUCUCUUCGAAAUGUUGCUUGUCGAAUGGUCCUUAUUUUAAGAAUUUACUUCAGCUGCAAACCUAUGUUUGCAAAAAUUUGUUUUAUUUUAGACUUUAAGUUGAAAAUUAUUAGCUUCAGCUGUCUCUAAUGACCUGAUUGUCACUGGGACAUUAGUGUUUAAUGUUCCGUCUUGUUUUUCUGAUUUUGUGUGUCUUUGCAUUGUAAUGCUUCGGUAUUGUUCAUUUUAUUUCAUUUAAUUUUUGCUACAUUAUAUAUUAAAAAUGUGAUCAUUUGUAUGAUGUAAUGGUCAGUGGAAUUUUUGUUGGGUCACAUAUUCAGUAGCUGAACAAGAAAUUGUACGAGACAAUUUGUUGGCAAAAUGGGUGAUUUUAUUCUGUCCUAUAUUUCAUAGGGUACUUUCAAACAGUAGAAAGUUUAGAAUGGAAUAACAGUAUGGAAAGGAUAGUCAAUACUUCCCAUAUUGUUGUCAUAGAUUACUUUGUUUUAUUUAAACUUACGUUACCUCAGCUGAAAAUGGUGUAUAAAUAAUCUCCUGUGCCAUUAUUGAAGAACUUAGAGAAUUGUUUUAGAACUUUGCAUUUGUACAUAAUGAAAGAAAAAUAUCUUUAUUUUUGUCAUCAUUUAUUUGUUUUCACAUACCUCAUUAUUUAACAUAAGAACAAGAGCAUUAAGGCUUUAAGAUUAUGUUCACUGAAAAUAAAUAAUUUUCAAAGUCUUAAUUAUCAUAUUGUAAAAUUUAUAGCAUGUUCACAACAAAAAAAUGUUUUAACGAAAGUUUCAUAGCAUUACCACUAAAUGCCAAAUUUUUAAUGUCUGUCAAUUUUUUGAACUGUUUCUGAAAUGUUGAACAGUAACUGAUUCCAUGAUAAUUAUUGUAAUUUUAAAUUUAUGUAUGUUUCAAGUUUUAAUGAUCAUGAACUUUGAUUUCAAUCAGAUAUAUUGAUAGGCUAAACCUAUCACUGUACCUGCCUUUUUAUAACAAGUUCCAUAAGAAUUUGUUUUUGUGAAGACAAUAUGUACCUGUUAUACAAUAAUAAAAAAAUGCUCUUUUACGCCAAAUAACCCUCACUGUGUUGUUUAUAGACUAUGAAAGGUGCUUUCUGUACUCUGAUUUUAACUGGGCAUUGGGAAUAAUAUACUGACUAGAUUAAAGGAAGAAUUGAGAUGUAUGACAAAAGAAAUCAUUAAAAAGAUCAUAUAAUUUCCUGAUUUUAAGGCAAAUAAUAAAGAGGAAAUGCAAAAAAAUGU